Saccostrea echinata is the source of this 2032-nucleotide messenger RNA. RefSeq names its product tether containing UBX domain for GLUT4-like. Gene Ontology annotation, molecular function: protein binding. The record is from RefSeq and is a predicted model, not a curated record. Bases 32 to 1888 code for a protein of 618 amino acids. Lineage: Eukaryota; Metazoa; Mollusca; Bivalvia; Ostreida; Ostreidae. The transcript is spliced from 18 exons.
UACUUCCGGUGUAAACAAAAAGUUGAGAGACAUGUCGACUGUUCAAGUUCUAUGCCCCAACGGCCGGCGACAGAACGUUAAAGUAACGCCAAAUACGAAACUACUUCAGGUACUAGAGGAAGUGUGUAAAAAGCAGGGAUUCCUUCCUCCAGAAGACUACUCACUUAAACAUGGAAGAAAGACUGUAGAUGUUACCCUAUCCAUAAGGUAUUCCAAUCUACCCAACAAUGUUAAACUGGAACUGGUGAAGAGUGAAUCCAGCCGAGCGGAACAAGAUGUUCUGAUUGCCUUACAGCUGGAGGAUGGUCAGAGACUUCAGCAGACAUUUUCACCUGCCACAUCACUGUGGGACAUACUACAGCACUGGGAGAAAGCAGACAGUGCUCACACAGGAAACCUGUGUAAGAUGGAUCCUUCCCAUACACCCCCCAUCCAAACUACUUGUAUCUACAUGAGAGAGGAGGUAAUAGGUGAGGUUGCACUACAGACCAUGACACUUAGAAAACUUGGUUUAACUAGUGGAAAAGCUGUCAUAAGACUUGUUCACAGGCCAGUAGAUGACACAGUGAUGGCAGAAAUUUUAGAUAAAAUAGAGAGAGAGAAAACAAAGUUGGAGAAGCUAGACUCUUUAGCUCAAAGACAGCUGUCCCAACAGGAGGAUAAAUCUCUACCUCCUAAAGCUGAAGAGCUCAUUGACAGGUCUGAGGAAAAGUCACAAUCAACUGAAGACAAAUCUGAGAUUUCAACUGAGUCAACAAGUCAGACCUCGGAAGCCAUGGAGGUAGACCCAAAACCCAGUACAUCAGUACCCAGCACAUCACAACAACCAAUGGAAGUAGAGGAAAGGAUUGAAACUCCAGGUCAUAGGGCAUCAAAUGAGGGUAGAGGUCAAAGUCGUGGUAAUCAGCAGCAGGAUUUUGUAGAAACAAUCAGGCAGAUGAAUAUUCCAGGGGUUCAAGUGUUUGCUCCUGGAGAUUUCAAUGAAUUGUCACCACAAGAACAAGAGAUUGCAAGAUGUUUGGCAGCAUAUUACAUGCCACAAAUGGGUUUACACCCAUCACCCAAUCGGCAAGCAGCAGGGGGAUCAAAACCAAAGAGAGGUCGACCUCAAGAGGCAGUUCAAUUUGCAGAGUUCAAGUUUCCAGAAGACACAAAAGGAAAAGAUGUUUAUAAAAAUGAAUUAAGUGAAGUCAACCGAGAGGAAUUCAAGCCCUGUGACAGACAAGCUGUUUUGUUUAAUGCUGAGGAAGUCAUCCAAUCAACAGCUUCAAAUGAAGAUCUUCCUGAUGAAUUCUUUGAAAUAACAGAAAAUGAUAUCAGGAAAAUGAUGGUAGACCUACAGAAGAAAGCACAAAGUGAGAUGGAGCAGCCACUGUUAACACGAAGCAUGGUUCAGGAAAGGCUAGAAUCGCAGUAUUCUAAAUACCAACAUGUGGUCAUCCGGAUCCAGUUUCCAGACAAAGUAGUGCUCCAGGGAUUAUUCCGACCAAAAGAGACUGUUCAUGCAUUGCAUAAAUUUGUGAAAGAAUAUCUGGAGGACAAAAGCCAAGGAUUCUAUCUUUACACUGCACCUCCAAAACAGGUGUUGAAGGAUCAAACACUGAAUUUGAUUCAGGCAAAACUAGCACCGGCCUCUGUUGUGUAUUUUGGAUCAGAGACAACAAAAGAUCAUUAUCUUUCGGAGGCUGUAAUGAAGGAAAUCAGUCCAAAGAGCAAAGCAGAGGAUAUUGUGGAAAAAAGCUUGCCUAAGGAUGAGACUCCAAAUUCCUCAAGAAAAGAUCAACAACCUGGCACAUCUAAACCAAAACCAAGCAAAGCAGAUUCUGAACCAUCAACCGGCUCGAAAAAACCAGCAGUCCCAAAGUGGUUUACUGCAGGGAAAAAGUGAUAUGUUCAAAGAUAUGGAAAAAAUUGUGCAAAACGCUACAUUCUUCAACACUGGGACUUGGUUCUACCUGUUAGCCUCAAUCUGACAAUACAUGACAUUGACAUCAAUCAGUCUUCAUUCAACAGCUUAUCAAUGAAAUAAAUA